Messenger RNA from Arabidopsis arenosa, 634 nucleotides. NCBI's taxonomy places the organism in Eukaryota, Viridiplantae, Streptophyta, Magnoliopsida, Brassicales, Brassicaceae. The record is from the annotation of a GenBank genome assembly.
UUCAAGAUCUCAUUCUCUCUAUUCAACAAGAAAAAAAAAUGGCGGAUACAGGUAGAACAACCCAUCAUGAUAUCAUAGGCAGAGAACAGUACCCGAUGAUUGGCCGAGACCGAGACCAGUACCAGAUGUCCGGACGAGGGUCCGACUACUCCAAGUCUAGGCAGAUUGCUAAAGCUGCUACUGCUGUCACAGCUGGUGGUUCCCUCCUUGUCCUCUCCAGCCUUACCCUUGUUGGAACUGUCAUAGCUUUGACUGUUGCAACACCUCUGCUCGUUAUCUUCAGCCCAAUCCUUGUACCGGCUCUCAUCACCGUUGCACUGCUCAUCACCGGUUUUCUCUCCUCUGGUGGGUUUGGCAUUGCAGCUAUUACCGUUUUCUCUUGGAUUUACAAGUACGCAACGGGAGAGCACCCACAGGGCUCAGAUAGGUUGGACAGUGCAAGGAUGAAGUUGGGAAGCAAGGCUCAGGAUCUAAAAGACAGAGCUCAGUACUACGGACAGCAACAUACUGGUGGGGAACAUGACCGUGACCGUACUCGUGUUGGCCAGCACACUACUUAAAUUACCCAUCAUCAUAGUCCAAUAACUCCGAUGUCGGGGAGGUAGUUUAUGAGGAAUAAAGUGUUUAGAAUUUG